CUCUCUCUCUCUUUACCCUUCGUUUGAUCAGAGGAAACAGAGAAAAAAAAAAAGAAAAGAAAACGAAAUCGGUUAGUGUGUGAUUACUUACGACGGAGAAGAAGAAGACAAUGGCGACAGAGACGUCGACGCAAUCUUACAGCGAGCAGUGGUACUGGGACGAUCGCUACUCGAACGAAUCUGAGCCGUUCGAUUGGUACCAGAAGUAUUCUGCCUUGGCUCCUCUCAUCAAUCUCUACGUCCCUCGCCGUAAUCACCCAGUCCUCGUCAUUGGCUGCGGAAACUCAGCGUUCAGCGAGGGAAUGGUGGAUGAUGGGUACGAGGAUGUUGUCAAUAUCGACAUUUCCUCUGUGGUGAUCGAUUCCAUGAUCAAGAAAUACUCUGACCGUCCUCAGCUCAAAUAUUUGAAGAUGGAUGUGCGUGAUAUGAAGGCCUUUGAAUCUGAUUCUUUUGAUGCUGUAAUUGAUAAAGGAACCUUAGACUCCAUUUUGUGUGGGAGCAAUUCGAGGCAAUACUCAACACAAAUGCUUGAGGAGGUUUGGAGGGUUCUCAAGGAUAAAGGAGUCUAUAUCUUGAUUACAUAUGGAGCUCCAAAUUACCGUCUUCGGCUGUUUAAAGAAUCGUGCUCUUGGACAACCAAACUGCAUGUGAUAGACAAAAGUUUGACCGAACAACCACUAGAAACGCCAAAAUGGGAACUCACAAAACCCAUUGCUCUAGAUGCUGAGGAAGAUUCAGUGGAAUCGGCAAUUGGCAAAAGUCCUGAUGUUCAUUACAUCUAUGUCUGUACUAAGGAUGAGUCGUUGAAGGUGGAGGCAGAUGCAGUCUAAAGUCAUUGGAAUCUUUUUGUGCAUUUCGCUUCGAAGUUCGAACAUAUAGGUCCUACAAGGACUAAGUUUUGUCUUUGUUUGUAUUUUUUGUGCAAGAGUGAAGACGAUCAUAUCUUGGGUUCAUGUUGACUGCGUAAUUAGAGGAGGAACAAAAAUCAUAAUUGUUUUAGCAACGAGAAAUCGUGGUCAAGUGGCU
Molecule: messenger RNA, 1026 nt
Organism: Eutrema salsugineum
Lineage: Eukaryota; Viridiplantae; Streptophyta; Magnoliopsida; Brassicales; Brassicaceae
Product: methyltransferase-like protein 13
Exons: 9
Coding region: 111-830 (239 amino acids)
Molecular function (GO): S-adenosylmethionine-dependent methyltransferase activity
Source: RefSeq, a predicted model, not a curated record